ACAAGUCGUGUGCGGCGGUUGUAGCGUGUCUGGAGGCUCGGAUCUAGCCGGUGACUACGGUGGAAAAAUGGCCGAUACGCUGGCACUUUUCACUUCCAUUGGGCUCAGUGAGCAGAAAGCGAAAGAAACGCUGAAAAAUGAAGCGCUGAGUUCUGCCCUGAAAGACGCGAUUAUUCAGGCCCAGCGUGUCCGUGGGGCAUCAGGAGUGGACAAAGCCAUGGGUACUUUGCUGUACAGUAUGGCAUCUCGCCUUAAAGACACCAAACGCCUGGCUUUCCUGUCAGACAACAUAGUUCAGAGCAAAAUCUGCACAGAGCUACAGCUGGCAGCUGCACUGGAAUUUGUGAAGAGUCACCCUCAGGAUCCCAUCAAUCAGAAGGAGUUUGAAGAAGCAUGUGGAGUGGGUGUGGCCAUCACCCCGGAGCAAAUUGAAGAUGCAGUGGAGACGGUGAUCAAGAAGCACAAGGACCAGCUGUUAAAGGAGAGGUACCGCUUCAACAUGGGACUGCUAAUGGGAGAGGCACGUUCUGCCCUAAAAUGGGCUGAUGGAAAGGUCAUCAAGAAUGAGGUGGACAUGCAGGUCCUGCAUCUCUUAGGACCCAAGACAGAGGCUGACCUGGAGAAGAAACCUAAGCCCCAGAAGGCUAAAGUGGCAGAUAACGACGUUAAGGUGAAGAAAGCAGAGGUGGCAGUGAAUGGUGAUGCGAUGAGUGGUGAGGGAAAGUCACUGAUGGAGCAGCUCAGAGGAGAGGCGGUGAAGUUCCAUAAAACAGGAGAAAACUAUAAAACUGAGGGCUACGUGGUCACACCAAAGACAAUGGACUUGCUUAAAAAGCACCUGGAGCUCACUGGUGGACAGAUACGUACUCGUUUUCCUCCAGAGCCCAACGGCAUCCUUCACAUUGGACACGCCAAAGCUAUCAACUUCAAUUUCGGCUAUGCUAAGGCAAACAAUGGAAUUUGCUUCUUGAGGUAUGAUGACACAAACCCAGAGAAAGAGGAGGAAAAAUACUUCACUGCUAUCAAGGACAUGGUGGAGUGGCUCGGCUACGAACCUUAUGAUGUCACGCACGCAUCCGACAACUUUCAGCAGCUCUACGACCUCGCUGUGGAUCUCAUUCGCAGGGGUCACGCGUACGUGUGCCACCAGAAAGGGGAGGAGCUGAAGGGCCACAACGCUCCUCCAUCACCCUGGAGAGACCGACCGGCUGAGGAGUCGCUGGUGUUGUUUGAGAGGAUGAAGAAGGGGCUGUUUGCUGAGGGAGAGGCCACGCUGAGGAUGAAGAUGGUCAUGGAAGACGGGAAGAUGGACCCGGUGGCGUACCGGAUCAAAUACACGGCGCAUCAUCGGACGGGAGACGAAUGGUGCAUCUACCCCACCUAUGACUACACCCACUGUCUGUGUGACUCUAUUGAAAAUAUCACACACUCACUCUGUACCAAAGAGUUUCAGGCCAGGCGUUCAUCCUAUUACUGGCUGUGUAACGCUCUGGAUGUGUACUGCCCUGUGCAGUGGGAGUAUGGCCGCUUGAACCUCACCUACACUGUUGUGUCAAAGAGGAAAAUCAUCAAGCUGGUAGAGACGGGCGUUGUCAGAGACUGGGACGAUCCCCGACUCUUCACUCUGACUGCGCUGAGAAGACGAGGCUUCCCACCAGAGGCAAUUAACAACUUCUGUGCACGGGUUGGAGUCACAGUUUCUCAGACCACGACAGAGCCCCACCUCCUGGAGUCGUGUGUGAGGGACGUGCUGAACGACACGGCGCCCAGAGCCAUGGCCGUGCUGGAGCCACUCAAAGUCACCAUAACUAACCUCCCUGACAACUCAAAGUCAGAUGUUCGGGUGCCAGACUUUCCUGCCAACGAGGCCAAGGGCAGCCACACCGUCCCACUGACACGCACAGUCUUCAUUGAACAGGCUGACUUCAGAGAGGUUAUGGAGAAGGGCUACAAGCGUCUGACCCCAGACCAGCCUGUAGGUCUCAGACAUGCUGGGUAUGUCAUCUCCGUCCAGAGAGUCAUCAAGGACGCUCAGGGUAAAGUGGUUGAACUCGAGGUGACCUGCUGCAAUUCUGAGACCGCAGAGAAACCAAAGGCCUUCAUCCACUGGGUCAGCCAGCCAUUGGUGUGUGAAGUGCGCCUUUAUGAAAGACUAUUCCUGCACAAACACCCAGAGGAUCCAUCUGAAGUGCCCAAUGGCUUCCUGAGUGACAUCAACCCUAAUUCCCUGCAUGUGAUCAGCGGUGCCUUGGUGGAUACUUCAGUGAAAGGAGCAAAGAGUUUAGACAAAUUCCAGUUUGAGAGAGUUGGCUACUUCUCCCUGGACCCCGACAGCACCGCAGAAAAGCUCAUCUUCAACAGGACGGUUACCCUCAAAGAAGACCCGGGAAAGAUCUGAUGGACUGAGAUCAAGUCGCACUUCUUGCUUCCCAUGAGCCCACAGAUACAUGUCCAAAUUGUUUGCAUCACUUAAUGUGUAAUACCAGCAAGGGCCCAGACUGCUCAGGCUGAGAUCAACUCAAAUCAGAUACUGUAAUAAUUACAUGUCCAUCAUUUUUAAACUGCAGUUCUGUGGACCUGUCUCACUGGAAUGAAAAAAUAUAAUUACUGCAGUAUCACUUUGGUUAAUCUCAACCUUGGUCGCUGAGUGCCAGAGAUCUUUUGACUCUUUUUCUACAUCUGCUGCAAUAAUAUGCACUUACAAUGUUUCUUCUUUGUUGAAUGUAUGCAACUUUGAUCAUUGUUCAACGAGUACCUCAUGUAUGUUAAUUCAGGCUCUAGCUGGUGUUACACUGAGGAGAUGCUCUCAAAUGCCAUACAUGACUUUCUUAUACAAGUGGUAGAUCACUGCCAAACAUGUAUGAUUGUUUUUUAAGACUCAGAGGGAUGAACAUGUGUCCUUCUGACAGGAGACAUAAAGAAUAAAUAAUAUUAAAGAAA
Molecule: messenger RNA, 2940 nt
Organism: Centropristis striata (black sea bass)
Lineage: Eukaryota; Metazoa; Chordata; Actinopteri; Perciformes; Serranidae
Gene: qars1
Product: glutaminyl-tRNA synthetase 1
Exons: 23
Coding region: 68-2398 (776 amino acids)
Biological process (GO): translation; glutaminyl-tRNA aminoacylation
Cellular component (GO): aminoacyl-tRNA synthetase multienzyme complex; cytosol; cytoplasm
Molecular function (GO): glutamine-tRNA ligase activity; ATP binding
Source: RefSeq, a predicted model, not a curated record